CAUAAUUCGUACAAUAUGAAUAUUGUUCGAAAUUUUAUGUCCUGCCGUCUCGCUGUUGGUUAUUAUGCGCGCAAUGCUCUGGGCAAUCAAAUAUUAAAAAGAGGUAGUCAUGUUGUGUCGUACCGAAGUGCUCCUCCGGAGCACUCAAAGGCAACUAAAAUCGGAGCUGUAGUCGUUGGUGGAGCAAUGUGGUGGUGGGUAAUAUGGCACUUAUGGCAUGAACCCGAUCACAUAACGGGAGAAUUCGACUACCCUACCCCAUCAAAAUGGACCAAUUCAGAGUUGGGUAUUCCAAGAGAUGAUGCAUAAUGACUCGCUAUGAUCCAACAAAUCUCGUAUUAAAAGUAGCUGAAAAAAAUUAAAUAAAAACGCUUGGCGUUUAUAAUUAUAUUAUGUAUCAUUUUAUACACGCCCUUGUAAAAUGGACAAAGUGCAGUGGUGAAUUUUUAAAUCAUCUGUGACUACAUCAAGGAUUCACCUUCCUGACCAGCAUAAAGAGACAUGAAUAUUGGGAUGUUUAUAUGCACAACUGUCUCGACUUUAAGUCUGUGCACAAUGGUUCAAUGCAUAUAACUGAAGAAGGCGGUUUUCCGCUUACUUUGAUUGGACAUAUCGGGCUGCUAUUUUCGUGGCACAAUGAACUCCUCCGAAAUGACGACCGAUUUUCGUGAUAAAAUUUCAAGUUCAAUAACAAACAUUGUAACCCAA
This is a messenger RNA of Drosophila persimilis, 708 nucleotides long. RefSeq names its product NADH dehydrogenase [ubiquinone] 1 beta subcomplex subunit 2, mitochondrial-like. Bases 16 to 309 code for a protein of 97 amino acids. The record is from RefSeq and is a predicted model, not a curated record. NCBI's taxonomy places the organism in Eukaryota, Metazoa, Arthropoda, Insecta, Diptera, Drosophilidae. The transcript is spliced from 3 exons. Gene Ontology annotation, cellular component: mitochondrial inner membrane.